Molecule: messenger RNA, 1858 nt
Organism: Homarus americanus (American lobster)
Lineage: Eukaryota; Metazoa; Arthropoda; Malacostraca; Decapoda; Nephropidae
Product: glycine-rich cell wall structural protein-like
Exons: 2
Coding region: 38-1528 (496 amino acids)
Source: RefSeq, a predicted model, not a curated record
UUGUCAUCAGUCGCUCAACACGCAGCCAACAGCAACCAUGAGGAUCCUGGUUGCUUUGUUCCUGGUCUCAGCUACGUCAGCCCAACUGCAGAAGCGUGAGGCUGACCCCACUCCAGGCGAAGCUGAACAUCAAAAACGUGAAGCAAAGGCCGACCCCGGUGGACAUGGUCACGUCAUCGGCCAUGGAAAUAGCAUAGGCCACGGUCACGCCGUUGGACACUCAGUCGGCCACGUCGUUAGCCACUCAGUAGGACAUGGACAUGGCUUAGGACACGGUCAUGGGUUGGGACACGGUCAUGGCUUAGGUCUUGGACACGUCCUUCAAGGUCAUGGCUUGGGAUAUGGUCAUGGAGGUGUACAUGAUUUUGGACAUGGGCACGGGCACAACAUUGGUUAUGGUCAUGGAGGAACUCAUGACUACGUGUCCGAGUAUGGCUUCACCUCUGGACACGGUGGUCAUGGACACGGCGGUCAUGGACACGGCGGUAUUGGGCAUGGCAUUGGACAUGGCGGUCUUGGACAUGGCGGUAUUGGACAUGGCGGUCUUGGACAUGGCGGUCUUGGACAUGGCGGUCUUGGACAUGGUCUUGGACAUGGCAUAGGAUACGGUUAUGGAGCAGGAAUCGGUCAUGGCGUGGGAUUCGGGCACGGCAUUGGCCAUGGGCACGGCAUUGGCCAUGGGCACGGCCAUGGAAUUAGCCAUGGGUACGGACACGGUCAUGGAUACGGUCACGGAGGGUUGGGGAACAUCGUGGGGUACGGAGUGUCUUACUACCCAUACAAUGCCAACUCUUACUUGCCCUACCAUGGCAUUGUGAAGAGGGACGCUAAACCAGAAGCCAAUGCCAAGGCUACUGCCAAAGCCGACCCCGAUGCCAAAGCAAAAUCCAAAGCCAGCGGUGGGCACGGCUUCGGACAUGGUGGUGGUGGACACGGCCUCGGACAUGGUGGUGGACACGGCUUCAGACAUGGUGGUGGACACGGCUUCGGAGUCGCUGGUGGACACGGCCUCGGACAUGGUGGUGGACACGGCUUCGGACUCGCUGGUGGACACCGUUUCGGACACGGCGUGGGAGUUGGACUAGGUCACGGUCUAGCACAUGGUGGUGGUCAUGCAGUAGGUCAUGCGGUAGGUCAUGGUGUUGCUCAUGGUGGGGGUCAUGCGGUAGGUCAUGGUGUUGCUCAUGGUGGGGGUCAUGCAGUAGGUCAUGGCGGUGGUCAUGCGGCAGGUCACGGCGUCGGUCAAGCUGUAAGUCAUGUUGUAGGUCAGGCAGUAGCUCAUGCUGUAGGUCAGGCAGUAGGUCACGCUGAGAGUCAUGCAGUAGGUCAUGCUACAGGUCAUGCAGUAGGUCAUGCUACAGGUCAUGCAGUAGGUCAUGCUACAGGUCAUGCAGUAGGUCAUGCUACAGGUCAUGCAGUAGGUCAUGCUACAGGUCAUGCAGUAGGUCAUGCAGUUGGUCAUGCUACAGGUCAUGCAGUAGGUCAUGGUGUGGGUCACGCAGUAGGCCAUGGUGUAGGCAUGGUGUAGGUCAUGGUGUAGGUCAUGGUGUAGGUCAUGGUGUGGGUCAUGGUGUGGCGCAUGCAGUAGGUCAUGGUGUGGGUCAUGCAGUAGGUCAUGGUGUGGGUCACGCAGUAGGUCAUGGUGUAGGUCAUGGUGUAGGUCAUGGUGUGGUCAUGGUGUGGGUCAUGGUGUGGCUCAUGCAGUAGGUCAUGGUGUAGGUCAUGGUGUAGGUCAUGGUGUGGCUCAUGCAGUAGGUCAUGGUGUAGGUCAUGGUGUAGGUCAUGGUGUGGGUCAUGGUGUGGUCAUGCAGUAGGUCAUGUUGUGGGUCAUAGUGUAGGUCAUGGGUUGGUUAUGGAG